AUGCGGGUCCCGACAGAGAUCAUUGCGGCGCGGUCGGCAUUUUUCAUGCUGCGAAAGAGAGGUGUUCUGGUGUUCCAGAAUGAGGCGUCAUACAGCGGUGGUCGGCGGCAGGCACUCACGGAGGAUGACGAGGACUGGAGGGCCUUCCUAGGGAACCCCCUGACCGCCGCCUCCAAGGCCAUGAUGCACAUCAACGGAGAUGAGGACAGUGCCAAUGCUCUCCUCUACAACUACUAUAAGGUGCCACAAGACAAGAGAACGACUGGACAUCCCAAAACAGAAGUUAUUGUGGGCGAUGCUGAUCCAAACAAAAUGAACUUCGUGGUGCCACUCCAAGAUUCCCCCCUGGCCAUGACAACUCUGAGGACCGUCCAUCGCAACAGCGCGGCCCAGGGCAGCAGCCAACCCAGCCGGGGGGACAAAACCCAGGCUCUCUACCCAGCCUCAAACUCCAUAGUCUGCAUCUCCACCACCUCCAGCCCUCCCCCCUACUCCCUCAGCCCAGAGGGGACCCAGGCCCUGCACUCCUUCCCCGGUUGCACCCCCUCUGGUCCCCACAGUUCCCAGUCAGAUGGCAUGGCCUUCAGUCGCCACCUCAACCUCAGCCAGUACAGCUCCAGAGCCCAAAGCCUCACCCCUGACUCCACCUACACAAAGUCUUACAAGGACAGCUCCAAUGAGGUCUUCCCUCCCUCUGAGGAGGUCCAGCUACGUAUGACCUCCAUCCCUCCCGGUGGAUACCCUUACUACAGCUCCACAGCAAGUCAACACUUUGAGUACAUGCUGGAGGCUCCCCAGUCCCUCUGGACCAAGAGCAGCAGUGGCCAGAUGAGCUACCUGAACAAGGCCCAGUUCUACCCCAUCACCUUGAGAGCACUAGGGGGCACCCCGCUCCAAUCUCAUCUCAGUGGAGAAGUCCGGAGUGUGGUGAUGCUUGUGUUUGGAGAGGAGAAGCUCACAGAGGACCAGCUCAAAUACUGGAAGUACUGGCACAGCAGACAGCACACAGCCAAGCAGCGUUGCAUUGAUAUUGCUGACUAUAAAGAGCGAUUCAAUACGAUCGCCAAUAUUGAGGAGAUCGCCUACAAUGCCAUCUCUUUCACAUGGGACACGAAGGACGAGCCACGGGUGUUUGUGUCUGUUAACUGUCUAAGUACAGACUUCUCCCCUCAGAAGGGAGUGAGGGGCCUUCCUCUCAACCUCCAGAUUGACACCUACAGCUUUGGGAGCCAUGGUCACAAGCUAGUACACAGAGCCUACUGCAUGAUUAAGGUGUUCUGUGACAAAGGUGCCGAGAGGAAGAUCCGAGAUGAGGAAAGGAAGCAGCCUUGCAGGAAGGGAAAGAGACAGGAGACAACCGCAGCCUAUGUGGAAGACCCUCUGCAGCUGAAGCAUGUGGCCAUAGCAUCGUUCAAAGCCAUGAGUGACAUGGACUCCCAGCCAGUUCUCUUCAUCCCAGAGGUCCACUUCCCCAGCACCCAGCACCACCAUGCAAGCCUAUCAGAUGACGGUGAGGAUAGCUUGGGGCAGAAGAGACUACUCCACUAUGAUGAGGACUUUGAGUUGGCUCCUCACAAGAAAGCAAGGCGGGACGGACCAGAGAAAGUGCUGCUUUAUGUCCGUAAGGAGACAGAGGAGGUGUUUGAUGCUCUGAUGCUGAAGACGCCCACUCUGGCAGGACUACUGGAGGCUGUAACCGAUAAAUACGAGCUGCCGCUUGAAAGAAUGGGGAAAGUCUACAAGAGGUGCAAAAAAGGAAUCUUAGUCCAUAUGGACGAUAACAUCAUCAAGCAUUACUCCAACGAGGAUGCCUUCCAGAUCAACAUGGAAGAGGUGGGGGGGGAAAUGCUGCUGACACUGACUGAGAUCUGAGCCUGGACAAGGGAAGUAUUCAUCAGGGCACAAAACUUUUUGCAACGGAAAAUGAAAAUGAGCGUUUCUUAUUUGGUACUUUUUCUACCUAGUGAAUAUGAACACAACCCUGGUCAGGGGGAGUGGAGUCUGUUGUCAUGGACCUCCAGGGGGAGACCCUUAGAGGUGGAACACAUGUUGACCCCGGCAGCUGAGGA
Molecule: messenger RNA, 2069 nt
Organism: Salvelinus namaycush (lake trout)
Lineage: Eukaryota; Metazoa; Chordata; Actinopteri; Salmoniformes; Salmonidae
Product: grainyhead-like protein 1 homolog
Exons: 15
Coding region: 1-1872 (623 amino acids)
Biological process (GO): regulation of transcription by RNA polymerase II
Cellular component (GO): nucleus
Molecular function (GO): RNA polymerase II cis-regulatory region sequence-specific DNA binding; DNA-binding transcription activator activity, RNA polymerase II-specific
Source: RefSeq, a predicted model, not a curated record